AUGACCACCAGCAUAACGCCUACUGACGCUCAGUCGAGCUCGACUGCUCUGGUCGAAUCACAACCUACAAAGAAAUCUUCUUUUAUUUUCCUAACACCGCAGGUGGCAUCCUAUUUUGUCGGUGAGUUGCUCUGCGUAUCUGGCGGGGAAACGGAUCGGAAUGAUGACCGCCUUUCGUCUUUCAUAGCUGGAGGAUGUGCAGGAGCUGCCUCGCGGACGGUCGUUAGCCCGCUGGAACGGCUGAAGAUCAUACAACAAGUACAGCUUACGGGAUCCGAUUCACAAUACAAGGGCGUUUGGAGGAGCCUUGUUAGAAUGUGGAGGGAGGAGGGCUUUAAGGGAUUCAUGAGAGGUAAUGGGAUCAAUUGUUUACGCAUCGUGCCUUACAGCGCCGUGCAAUUUACGACCUAUGAGCAGCUCAAGAAGUGGUUUACCCAUCAUGGAUCCAAAGAACUUGAUACGCCCAAAAGAUUAGCGAGUGGUGCUCUCGCUGGAAUAACCUCUGUCUGUUCAACAUACCCCUUAGACCUCGUGCGCUCGCGAUUGUCAAUAGCCACGGCAUCGGUGAACCUCAGUGCAGCGCCCAGCAAACCCAAGGCCACCGUGUCGAGCACGAUCCCUCUGAAAACGGCUCUAUCAUCCGCAUACCACACGGCGUCGUCUACAGUGGCCAAGACCUCCCCGUAUACCAAGGCAGAACUUACAAUAUGGGGCAUGACCCUUAAGAUUAUGAAGGAGGAAGGGGGCGUGCGGGGGCUGUAUCGCGGGUUGGUAACGACGGCGGUUGGGGUUGCUCCUUACGUCGGGAUCAACUUUGCUGCAUAUGAAUUCUUGAGGGGGAUUGUUACACCCCCUGGGAAGAGCAGCAUUGCGCGGAAACUGAGCUGUGGGGCCUUGGCAGGAUCAAUAUCGCAGACUCUGACCUAUCCAUUCGAUGUAUUGCGUCGAAAGAUGCAGGUCAGUGGUAUGCAGGGCGGGUCGAUCAAGUAUAAUGGUGCACUUGAUGCGUUAUGGAGUAUACUUAGCAAGGAAGGCGUUUCGGGGUUAUACAGAGGCCUGUGGCCGAAUUUACGCAAGUUCAAGGUGGCGCCUAGUAUAGCCACAUCAUUCUUCACAUAUGAAUUAGUGAGUGAGAUCCUUGAAACUCACAACGACGAUCUCACCUUGAUAAACUCACCAUAUAGAAUAAUAUCCUAA
This is a messenger RNA of Laccaria bicolor S238N-H82, 1197 nucleotides long. RefSeq lists its product as uncharacterized. NCBI's taxonomy places the organism in Eukaryota, Fungi, Basidiomycota, Agaricomycetes, Agaricales, Hydnangiaceae. The coding region runs from base 1 to 1197 and encodes 398 amino acids. The transcript has 8 exons. Gene Ontology annotation, biological process: transmembrane transport. The record is from RefSeq and is a predicted model, not a curated record.